Molecule: messenger RNA, 1047 nt
Organism: Drosophila willistoni
Lineage: Eukaryota; Metazoa; Arthropoda; Insecta; Diptera; Drosophilidae
Exons: 4
Coding region: 118-852 (244 amino acids)
Source: RefSeq, a predicted model, not a curated record
ACAGUUCAUUUUCAAUACAAUUCAUCCAUUCACACUAAACAGAACAACAACAGAAACAAAAAAAACCCUCCCAAAAAAAACCAGAAAAAACCGAAAACAACGAAACGAGCUCCAAAAAUGGCAUCCACUGAUUGUGAGCCUGGCAAAUCAUCGUCAUCUUUAGAAAAAGCGGCUGCACUUGCUGCAGCCAUCAAGAAUCAUCACAAGAAACGCCGCCAAAUGAGCAACAACAACAACAACAAUAACAUGAGCAACUGCAUCACUUAUGUCCAAUGUCAGAAUCUGAAAUAUAAUGUCAUCAUACUGGGCUGGCUGGGCGUCAUUUUUUCAGCCGUCGUGCUAUGCAGUUCCAUGUUGACCAUGCACCUGCAGCUGGAUAUCGAUGGUGCAAUCAAGCAAUGGCUACAUACAAGGCUCGUCGCCGAGGAGCAACAAUUGCUGUCAAAUUUGUUGGCCAUCUUUAGUACUAUGGCUUAUGGUAUGUCAUUGAUCAACACUGGCGUUAGCCUUUUGCUGCUUAUAGGAGUGGCACGUGAUACCAGCUGGCUGCUAUAUCCUUGGCUUAUUUUCCAUGGCGUUGUCUUUGGCUUUGGCCUAUAUCUAGGCGUUUUCUAUGCCACUGUUGGCCUAUUUAUAGAUUUAUCUAGUUUUCUAAUGUGCCUGCUGGUAUUCGCUCUUGUUUUGGUAAUUUUCUACAAAAUUUAUCAUGAGGUCUUUACUCUAUUCCGUGUAAUGGAGCAGUUAACAAAAUAUCGUGAUGUCUCUGCCCCUGGUCUAUAUUAUCAAGAUCCCGAGCAUGCGGCUUGGGCAGCUGCCGCUUAUAGGGCUUAUGGGCUACCUCUUAAUCCAUAAAUAUAUAUAGUACCGAACUGAACUGCACCACUGCCAAUAUGUUGUUUAUAUAUGACAAAAAUAUGUUAUAUUAUAUACUAUAUGCGAUAUAUUUACCAACAUUUACAUAAUUUAUUUACACGCGACACGCAAAAAGUUAGUUCAUAAAUAGGUUUCAUUUAAAAUUACAUAACAGCGCAUAUAUGACUAAGUAAA